GGGGGUGGGAGUGUAAACAGAGUGAAGGCGGCGCCGCGGCGGUCUCAGGCUCCGGCUCCUCGCGAAGAGCCCGUGGGACAUGGAAGAGGAUGACCAAGAGCAGCGGCGCAGGAAGGUGGAGGCCGGGAGAGCGAAGCUUGCUCAGUUCCGACAGAGAAAAGCAAAAGGUGACGGUACGCAUCCGAAGAAAACGACGGCGAAGAGGAAGAGCACGGCUGUCUCUGCGCCUGUGCCGGAGGAGGAGGCGAGCACGGUAGCAGGACCUGGGGGGCUGCCUGCCCAGAGGCCAGGAGCAGUGCAGGAGCUUGACCUGGAAGAGGAGCUUGAGGCCACUGUGCUGAGGGGCAGAGGAGAAGAUGAGAGUGGCGAGCAGGAGGAACUGGUGGGCUCAGAGCUGCUGCAGACCCAGGAGAGUUGCUCAGAAACCCUGUCUCUGCAACCGCCACCUGCCCUGGAGCUUGAGGCCCUGCGCCUAAGCCUGAGUAAUAUGCACACGGCACAGCUGGAGCUGACGCAGGCCAACCUGCAGCGGGAGAAGGAGACGGCGCUGGUGGAGCUGCGCGACAUGCUGAAUGGGCGGCAUGCCCAGGAGCUGGCUCUGGCGCAGAGCCGGCAGCAGCUGGAGCUCGAGCAGGCCCGCGAGCAGCAUGCACGGGAGCGGGCGGAGCUGGCCCUGCGCUGCGGCCAGGAGACAGCUGAGCUGAAGGAGAAACUACAGUCAGAAAUGGAAAGAAAUGCAAAGAUGAUAGAGAUCCUGAAGCAAGACUGGGAGUCCCAGAGGGAGCUAUGCUUAGCAAAUCUGCGUGAAGAGUUGUCUGCAAAGCACCAGUCAGAAUUGAAGGAUUUGCAAGAUCAGUUCAGGAAAGAAUUGGCAGACCAGAAAACAGAGUUGGAGAAGAUCUUUCAGGCCAAAAACCAGGCUGAGUGUGCCCUGCAGACACUGGAGGCCCAGCACGAAGAGGCUGUGCGCCAACUUCGGGAGGACCUGCAGGCUGAGCGCUGCCAGUGUCUGGAGGGCCUGGAGCUGAAGUUCAGGGAACAGGAACAAGAGAAGCAGCGGGAGCUGGAGGACCUUCGGGCAUCCUACGAGGAGCUAAAGGCCCAGUCCCAGGAGGAAAUCAGGCGCCUUUGGGCCCAGCUGGAGCCAGCAGGACCCGGCAGACAGCACCCCAGUGAACCAGAGGAGCAGCUCCAGGCACAAGCCCCCUGUGUGGAGGACCUGGAAGGCCUGAAGCGGGACUUUGUCCAGCGCCAGCAACAGGAAAAAGCUGAACACGAGUCAGAGCUGGAGCAGCUGCGGCUUUAUUUUGAGCAGAGACUGAGGGAGGCUGAGAAGAGCUAUCAGGAGGACUUGACACUGCUGCAGCAGCGGCUUCAGGAGGGGACAGCUCACUCACUCCUGGACACAGGCCCGGCCAGCACGUUUGGAGAGGCUCUUGAGGGGGAAGGCAAUGGGCAUCCCAGCAGCCUCCUGCAGCCAGAGUCACACGAGCUGGACGAUGAUGUGUGGGAGACCUCCCUGGAUGUGCCUGAGGGUCUGCAGCUUACAGGAACCCCGGGCUGCACAGGGGAUCAGCUUGUGGGACUCUCAGACGAGCCUGACCAAGGCCUGGCCCGUGUGUGUCUCCGCUGUGCACAGGACACAGCCCUGGAGGUGGAGGCUGAGGUGAAGGCCCGAGUCCUGUCUCUGGAGACCGAACACAAGGUACAGCUCGUGCUCCUGCAGACAGAGCUCAAGGAAGAGAUGAACUUCCUGAAAAUAGAAAACAGAAACUUGCAUGAGAAGCUGCAGCACGAAGUCGGCCUGAGAGAAAACUUGGAGAAGGUAAAACACAGUUUGAUAGAAGAUCACCUGGAAGAGCUGAAGAGAACUAAGGAGAAGCAUCAGGCCCUCAAGCAUGAACUUCAGGAAAAGGAAGCAGAGUGGACAGUGAUGAGUGAGGACCAGAAGAGAAAAGCUGAAGAGAAACUGACGCUCCUCCUCCUGGAGCUGAGGGAACGGGCGGAAUCUGAGAAACAGUCCAUUAUUGACAAGUUUGAGCUUCGAGAAGCAGAAAUGCGGCAGCUUCAGGAGCAGCAGGCCACCCAGAUCCUGGAGCUGGAGGCGUCGCUGGUGGAACAGCAAGGCCGCCUGCGGCAGCUGGAGCUUGGGCUUGUUGGGGACGAGGCCACGCGGUGCAGUCAGUGUGGCCGGGAGCCAGGUGCUGCUGGGCCAUCGGCUGUGGAUGGGGGCUGGGAGCUGGCCAUGCUGCGCCUGAAGGAGGACUAUGCACUCCAGCUGAGGCAGGCCCAGAAUCGGUUUUUAGAGGAGCGUAAGGAGAUCACAGAGAAGUUCUCCAUAGAACAGGAUGCCUCGCUGCGCGCAGCCCAGGAGCAGCAUGCUGGAGAGCUGCAGCUCCUGCAGCAGAGGCACCAGCAGCAGGUUCUGACCCUGACUGCGGAGCUCGAGGCAAAGCAUCAGGCCCAGCUGGCGGAGCUGAAGACCUCGUUGGAGAGUGAGCACCAGGCCCUAUUCGAUGCCCGCGUGGCCGAGCUGCAGACCAAGCAUGCUGCCCAGGUCAGUGCUUUGGAGGCCAAACAUUCAUCCAACCUGGAUGCUCUGGAGGCCUGCUGCCUAUCUGAGAUUCAGGGCAUUCGGGAUGAGCACCGGCAUACCCUGGAGCUGCUGCGUGCCGACUUUGAGGACCAGAUGCGGAAAAAGGACUCUUCUUACCAAGCGAGCUUGGUGCAGGAGCUGGAGAAACUGCAGCAGAAACACGACGAGGAGAGGCGUUUGGCCCAGGAUGGCCCGGGAGUGGAGACACAGAGCUCCAGCCCUGGAGGGGGUCUCACCUCCCCAGCCUCCGAGCUCCAACCCGCACGGCAGGAGGAAGAGCUUCAGCAACUUAAUGGUGAACAGACACGGUCUCUGUCGCAAAGCAGAGAGAUGCAUUCCUCACUGCAGCCUGAGGAGGAUCCCCAGAUUCAGCAGUUGAAAAACCAGAUUUUAUCCUUAAGUCAUGAACUGGAAGUGCGUGAUUCAGAGCUGGAGAAACUGCAACAAAGGCGCGAAAGGGAAAACCAGGAAGGCACAAACCUCAUCUCCAUGCUGAAAUCUGAUAUCGACCAGUCUCAUGGGGAAAGGAGGGUGCUGCGCGAUACCCUGAAGAGGCUGUUGGGUCUCUUUGGAGAGACACUGAGGGCUGCCACUGCCAUGAGGAGCCGCAUCAGUGAGCGUGUGGGGCUGUGCCUGGAUGACGAGGUCCUGCCCAGUGCGCAGCUUGGGGAUGCGGUCCCCCAGGCAGUGCCGGAUCUUGACAACACCUGGUUGGGCUCUGAGCUGGCUGUGCUGGAUCUGGACACAACAGUGCCCGGAAGCAUGGAGGUGUCCUCGCUGGCUGAACUCAGUAGUCAUGUCUGUGAGAGCUUCUUCCUGAGUCCUGACCGCACCCUGGACUGGGACCAGCCUGUGAAGAAGGUGUUCCAGAGCCUGGGCCUGGCAGUGGACGGCCUGUUGGGGAUGGCCCUGGACUCCAGCAAGCAGCUGGAAGAAGCACGACAGCUUCAUUCUCGCUUUGAGAAGGAAUUUAGCUGCAAGAAUGAGGAGACGGCCCAGGUGGUCCGGAAGCACCAGGAGCUGCUGCAGCGUCUGGACGAGGAAAGCGCCACGAAGGCACGGCUACUGCUGGAGCUGCACAAGGCAGAGGGCCUCAUCGCGGGCUUCAGGGAGGAGCAGGCCAGCCUGCAGGAGGCCCUGGGUCGCAGGGACACAACGGAACAGGCCCUUGUGGAGGAGCUGGAGAGCCUUCGGGAGCGGCUGCAGCAGGCAGCUCGGCAGGUGUCGUUGCUACAGGAUGAGAACUCGGCACUACGGAGACAGAAGGAGGCGGUGGCGGCAGAGGCGCAGGACAGGGAAGCCGGCCUUCCUGUUACUGUAGCACACAAGGAUUCAGCCCUGCGCACGGAAGUGGCAUCUCUUGCCCAGGAGCAUCUGGAGACAAGGAAGCAGUGUGAGAAGGACCGUUCGGCCCUGCUGUCACAGAUGAGGGUUCUGGAAUCGGAGCUAGAGGAGCAGCUGUCACGGCAGCAGGCCUGUGCCCAGCAGGCUGAGGAGCUCACGGCUCUGCGGCAGCAGAUGGAGUCUCUGGACAAGCACCUGCGCAGCCAGCGGCAGUUCAUGGAUGAGCAGGCUGUGGAGCGGGAGCAUGAGCGCGAGGACUUCCAGCAGGAGAUCCGGCGGCUUGAGGAGCAGCUCCGUCAGGCAGCCAGACUGCAGCCCCAAGGACCCCGAGAUAGCGACCAGGCACAGCUGGGCCAGGAGGUUGAAUUGUUACAAGAAAAGUUGAAAGAACAGUCUUAUGGGUUGAAUGAACUGGCCAUGAAGAAGGACUUGGUGGAUAAGCGAGUGGCAACUCAGGAGCAGGAGAUCCAGCGGCUAGAGGAGGCCAAUGCCCACAGCAGCAAGCUGGUGGCACAGCUGCAGGGGGAGCUGGAGCAGCAGAGAAGAAUUGUGCAGGGCCUGCAGCAGGACCGAGAGGCGCUGCAGGAGCAACAGAUGAGCCACUUGCUUCUGGUGUCCUCUUUGCAGUCCAGGCUAGAUGAGGCCAAGUGCCCCAUGCCUGCACCAGGGGGCCAUCUUGAGGACCCGCAAGGCCAGCUUGAGGCAGCGCAGGAGGUACUCCAGCAGCGGGAGAACGAGGUUUUGGAUUUAAAAGAUCAACUAGAAAAGAUUAAAGCUGAUAUGGUCAAUAAAGACCAAGAGGUGCUGCACCUGAACUUAAAGCAGAGCCACACGGCCACCUGCAUCCAGGAGUUGCAGGAGGAGAAUGCCCGCUUGAUGGCCGCAUAUGACAGAAGUUCUGAAAUCGAGGAACUGAAGUCCAUAAUUGAGAAUCUUCAUGAGAACCAGGAGAGAUUGCAGAAGGAUAAAGUGGAAGAGAUCGAACAACUCCAUGAGGUCAUCGAGAAGCUUCAGAGAGAGCUGUCCCUGGUGGGCCCUACAGGACACGAGGUCAGCAAAGGCCAGGCUGGGAGCCUGCAGAGCGAGCUAGACGGGGCUGUGGCACAUGGAGCACUGGCCAGUGAGCUCCAGGCUGCUCUGGCAGCCAAAGAGGCCUUGAGCCAGCUGCUGGCUGAGCAGGAGCAUGGGCACAGCCAGGCCCUGGAAACCCUGCGCCAGCGCCUGCAUGAUGCUGAAGCAGCAGCUGCCACAAGGCUGGCUGAGCUGGAGCGCAGCACGGCCCUCAGGGAGACUGAGGCCCAGGGCCUGGCCUCCCGGAUCCGAGAGUGUGAAGCCAGAAUCGCAGACAGAGAGCUGGAAAUCGCCUGCCUGAGCAGACGCAGGUGGGCACACUCCACCCAGCUGGAGGCCAUCCUGGCGGCCUUUGCUCGCUUCCGAGGGGCACUGGAGAGACAGUUGCUGUCAACCACCGAUGAGACACCAGAGCUGCAGAGACUCCGAACACAGUGCGUCCGUCUCAGCCGUCAGCUACAGCUGCUGAACCAGCGCUUCCUGCGGUGUCAGAAGGACCUGGGUCGGCAGCAACAGCCUCGGGGACCCUGCCACCUCCGUGGGGAGGGCUGCGCCCUGGCACAGAGUUCCUGGUCCGAGGAGCCCUCAGGGGACCAAGACUUAGAGCAGGACAUGGGCAGCAAGGUGCAGAGCUUGGCGUCCCUUGGCCGUGGCUGUGAUCCACAGAGUCCAGUGGCGGCAGAGCUGCACCCGGACAAAGCCCUGGUGGUUUUCACUGAUGCUGGACCCCUCAAGUGUGACAACAUGUUGGUGCUCAGUGCCCGCCAGGAGCAGCUGUGCUCUGAGCUGCUCUUGGUGAAGGCUGAGGGCCACCAUGGCAGCGAAGCACCUGUGCAGGACGAGGAAGAGCCCCUGGGCAAGUAUCAGCUGGGAAAAGUUGACCUCAUAACUCAAGUGAAGCAGCUGCAAGAGAAACUGAACCAUCUGGUACACAGCAUGAACUACCAGAGCCAGAGCGCAGAGGCAGGCAGCAGCACUAGUGAUGGAGAAGAGGCUGAUGGACUGUGUCCUCCGGCAGCGUCUCCUGCUGAUGAAGCCACGCGGGACCUGGUCACCUGGCCUGGGGCUCAGGGCCCUAUGGGAGGAGUCAGGCAGUGGAGGAUCCCUGAUGGGGACCUCCCAGGGUCUCCCCAGGCCAGCUCAUGCUGCAGCCCCAGUGAGCUCGGCCAUGCACAUGUUGGGGCUGAGUGCUUAAAGAAUGCACUCAGGGCUUUGGACCUGUCUUCCUGGAGUUCUCCUGAGCUGCUCAGGAAAGACUCGUCCCUCGAGCCCCAGCCUGGCCUGCCCUUCACCCCAUGUGUGGAUGUCCUGAGCCAGUACAGCUUGGAUGUGUCACUACAGGGCGGGCUGAGUGACCUAGUGUCCCAGGCUAGCUGCCCGGGGCUGCUCGGUCUUCCGGAGAUCUCUGCACCAAAGAAAUCUCCACCAAUAGUGGACAGAGGAUCCUCAGCAGACCAGCACUUGCAGCGGACAUCUGUGGAAAAAGAUGUUGAAGAUUUUAUCAUAACAUCUCUUGAUGCUCAAGAAAAGUCAAGCUCACCUCCCCCUGAGUUGGAAGGGAAGAGUGAUGGAAGUGGAGAGGGUGAUAGCUCAGGGCUUGGAGAGACACUGACCCAAGAUCUCCAGAGCCUCGCAGCUGCUUGUCCUGCUGUGCCUUCCCCCACUUCCAGAAAGUCGUGCCACUGCCCAGCAGCCAUGAAAGAGAAGGACCUGCACCCACAGCAAGUGAAGGCUCUGCUUCAGAUGGUGUGUGAUGAGAGCCACCAGAUAUUGGCUUUGUCCGAGUUCCAGGCCCACCCCAGUGCUCUGAGCAAGGGGGAGCCGAGAGUCCCGCUUGAGCAUUUCCUGUGGGAGCGCCAUGGUGUUGUGGAUUCAGCAUCGGUUCUGAGGGGGCUUCCAACCCCAGCAACCCAAAAGCACGAGCAGGGUCAGAAGUCCUCUGGCCUGAACCCAGACUGGAAGGGGGAGUUCCUUCAGGUGGUGCCCGGGGCCUGUGAGCAGCUGCAGGUGCCGCAGUCGAGCUCGGAUGCCCCCUGCAUCUCCAGUGCCCUGUGGGAGAGGCUGGAAAAGGUGGUGCGAGACCAGGGCGCAGCACAGGAGUCUCUGGAACCCCCGCAGCCAUCAGAGAGGACCCGCCUGCUGUCAGAGAUCCAGGCUCUGCGUGCUCAGCUACGUCUGACACACUUGCAGAACCAGGAGAAGCUGCAGCAGCUGUGCACGGCACUAACCAGCACCGAGGCCCGAGGGAGCCGGCGAGAGCACCAGCUGCGCAGACAAGUUGAGUUAUUGGCGUAUAAGGUUGAGCAGGAAAAAUGCAUAGCAAGUGACCUACAAAAAACGCUGAAUGAAGAGCAAGAGAAAGCAAGUAACAUUCAGAAGCUUCUGGUGGUGGAACAGACCACAGCGAAGGAUCUGAAAUCUGAACUCCGCGAGUGUAGACAGGAGAAUGAAAGACUGCUACAGUCCCUCAAUGACGUGCAGAAGGAGGUUCUCCAGCUGAGAUCUGUACUGGAUGGGAAAGAGAAGGAGCUACGUGCGGCGCUGCUGGAGCUAGAGAGCCAGCGUGGGCGGGAGUGCAGCCUGCAGAGCCGGCUUGAGGAGGAGCGCCAGCGCCACCUGCACACAGAAGGCCAGAGCACCAAAAGCUUGGAGGAAUUAAAGGCGUCUUUGGACAAGCAGUUUGCUCGCAGUAACCGCCUGUGUGUUGCACUGAAACAUGAACAGAUGACCAAGGACAAUCUCCAGAAGGAGUUGCGGAUUGAGUCGUCUCGCUGUGAGGCACUGCUGGCGCAGGAGCGGGGCCGCCUGUCUGAGCUACAGCAGAGCCUGGAGGCUGAGCGGAGCCGCGCACAGGAACUAACCGAGGCCUUGCACCACGAGCGUCUCCUGACAGAGCAGCUGAGCCACAGAGCCCAGGAGGUCUGUGCCCUCCAGGAGACACAGGCACAGCAGGUACUGCUGCGGAAGUUGGAGGAGGAGCAGGCCCGGGUGCGGGAGCUGCAGACCACACUGCAGAAGGCACAGCAGCAGGCCAUGCGCACACAGCAGCGACUGGAGGCCGAGGCGCAGAGGCGCUACACAGAGCUGCAGAAAGAGAAGGAGCGAGAAUUGGAGCUGCAGUGUCAGCGCAGUGAGCACAAGAUGAAACAGCUGCAGCGGAUGCUGGGGGAGCUACAGGCGGAGGGUGCCGCACGGCCCAGCGCACAGUCGGAGCAGCUGCAUGCACAGCAGCAGGGACUGGAGAAGAUCAGGCAGCAGCUACUGUGUGCUGCGGGGCUGCUGACCAGCUUCAUCAACCAGACCUUGGACAGGACAAUUCAUGACUGGACGUCCUCCAACGAGAAGGCAGUGGCGUCUCUGCUGUGUACCUUGCAGGAGCUCAAGUCAGAGUUGACUGUACCCAGCUCCUCCCCGAAGAAAAUGGCAGCAGGGCUCCAUGUCCAGCUGGUGGAUGUUUUGCUGAAUGACAACGAGUCUCUCCGUAAGGCGCUUGGCACAGUGGCUGAGGAGAAAGCGGAGCUGUGCCGGGCAGUGUCCAAGCUGGAGAAGACCCUGAAGCACCACCUGCUAAAAGGCUGUGCACUAAGUAGGCCGGACAAAUCUAUGCGGAAGCUUGACAAGACGGUUCUGCAGAUGUCUUCCCAGCAUCCAGAGUCAGGAGUGAGGGCCCCGGCCCUCAGUGAGGAUGCUGACUCUGGCAGCUUGAAAAUGGAAAAAUUGUACCUGCAUUACUUGAGAGCAGAGAGCUUUAGGAAAGCCCUAAUCUAUCAAAAGAAGUAUCUGUUACUGCUGAUUGGUGGAUUCCAAGAUUCUGAGCAGGAAACACUCUCCAUGAUUGCUCACCUGGGAGUAUUUCCUUCUAAAACAGACAGGAGAGUGUCAUCUCGUCCUUUCACAAAGUUCCGGACCGCCGUGAGGGUGGUGAUUGCCAUCUUAAGAUUGCGUUUCCUGGUUAAGAAAUGGCAAGAAGUGGGUCGGAGAGGAGCCUUGGUCCCCAGUAGAGCCUCCCGCCCAGAAUUCUUAAUAUCACGACAUCAGGAGUCUCCCCCUGAGAGCAGUGAGUCCCCACCAACCCGGGAUGUGUCUUCGAGUCAUAGCAGGGAUCCUUUGCCUAGAGCUUCCCUACGGAGGAGAAGGGAAAGGUUCACUCUAUCCCCAAAUUCCAGAUCAGAAAUAUCCCUGACUGUGUCUCAAGAUCCGGAACAUUCCUUGACAGAAUAUAUCCACCAUUUGGAAAUGAUCCAGCAAAGACUUGGGGGAGUACCACCAGAUUCCACUUCAAAGAGAUCCUUCCGCCAGAAAAUUAAACAAUGAAUAAAAAAUCCUGUGGCUCUUACCUCUGCCAUUUAAGGAAGAGAUUUUUUUCCUUUUCCUGAGGAAAACUGACAGUGCAACUAUCGUCUGGAGCAGUGCCUUCUCCUCACUCAGCGCCCGAGAUGCCAGUCCGGGGAUCAUAGAUUGGGUGGUCUCACCUUUUUAUUGGGCUACAAAGCCUAAUGGAGUGCUUCCCAGACCCUCUGUGUUGUUGUCAUCACUCAACACAGAUGUGUUGUCACUCCUCCCUUCAAGAGCUGCUUCUGUACAUGUGGGCAGAGCCACCUGCCUUCUUCCAAAGAAGGGGGAGCAGACAUAUAGUCUUAUUUAGACAUAUAGUCUUAUUUCUUAAAGGGUACCGAUUAAACUGGGUUUUAAAAUGAAAACAUAAAGAAUAAAAUUAAAGCAUUGUUUUAUUUGUGAAUAACCCUCAUAUUAUUUGGUCUUACCCACUUUUUAUCAUUGACUCGCAAAAAUAAAAUAGAGACUUAAAAUUUAUAUAAAACACCCAUGUUGUUUUUUGGUUUGUUUUUUUUAACUUUCAGUAUUCUUCAUUUAGCAUUUACUUGCCAAUUAUGUACUCUUACUUGGUUUGUGUUUUUGUAAGUUGCUGUCAACUACUUACUUCUCAUGACUAACUUUUCAUAGUUUACCCACUUUCCCAAUUCUUUCAAAUUUAUUUCAUUAAAUAAAUUUAAUUUAAUCCCAUUUUAUUUCAUUAAAAAUGGGACCGGAGGGGCUGGAGCAAUAGCACAGCGGGUAGGGCAUUUGCCUUGUAUGCGGCCAACCCGAGUUCUAUUCCCAGGAUCCCAUAGGGUCCCCCAAGCACUGCCAAGAGUAAUUCCUAAGUGCAGAG
Sorex araneus (European shrew) is the source of this 10181-nucleotide messenger RNA. Its product is annotated as pericentrin. The transcript has 47 exons. The coding region runs from base 80 to 9325 and encodes 3081 amino acids. Lineage: Eukaryota; Metazoa; Chordata; Mammalia; Eulipotyphla; Soricidae. Gene Ontology annotation, molecular function: molecular adaptor activity. Gene Ontology annotation, biological process: signal transduction. The record is from RefSeq and is a predicted model, not a curated record.